GGGGGAGCUGCUUCCGGGUGAGCCGCCCCGCCCCCACGUGGGCCCCGAGAGACUAGAACGCGCUUCGGCGGUGGCGGGAGCGGCAGCUGGGAGCCCCUGAGGAAGCAGAGCUGAGUGCGCAGCCCAAGCCCCACAAGCCUGCAGUGCCCACCAGCCAGCUGCCACAUUGCCGCCGUGCCCACCAUGCAGCCUCAGUCAGUUCUGCACAGCGGCUACUUCCACCCGCUGCUUCGCACCUGGCAGGCAGCCGCCACGCCCCUCAGUGCCUCCAACCUCAUCUACCCCAUCUUCGUCACGGACGUUCCUGAUGACGUACAGCCCAUCGACAGCCUCCCAGGAGUGGCCAGGUAUGGCGUGAACCGGCUGGAAGAAAUGCUGAAGCCCCUGGUGGAAGAGGGCCUGCGCUGUGUCCUGGUCUUUGGAGUCCCCAGCAGAGUCCCCAAGGAUGAGCGGGGUUCUGCAGCCGACUCCGAGGACUCCCCAGCUAUCGAGGCCAUCCGCCUGCUACGCAAGACCUUCCCCAGCCUCCUGGUGGCCUGUGAUGUCUGCUUGUGCCCCUACACCUCUCAUGGUCACUGUGGGCUCCUGAGCAAGAAUGGGGCAUUCCAGGCUGAGGAGAGCCGCCAGCGGCUGGCAGAAGUGGCCCUGGCCUAUGCCAAGGCAGGAUGUCAGGUGGUAGCCCCAUCGGACAUGAUGGAUGGACGUGUGGAAGCCAUCAAGGAGGCUCUGAUGGCCCAUGGACUUGGCAACAGGGUAUCAGUGAUGAGCUAUAGUGCCAAAUUCGCAUCCUGUUUCUAUGGACCUUUCCGGGAUGCGGCUCAGUCCAGCCCAGCUUUCGGAGACCGCCGCUGCUACCAGCUGCCACCCGGAGCACGAGGCCUGGCCCUGCGAGCAGUGGCCCGGGACGUACGGGAAGGAGCCGACAUGCUCAUGGUGAAGCCAGGAAUGCCCUACCUGGACAUCGUGCGGGAGGUGAAGGACAAGCACCCUGAGCUCCCUCUUGCUGUGUACCAUGUUUCUGGAGAGUUCGCCAUGCUGUGGCAUGGAGCCCGGGCCGGGGCGUUUGAUCUCAAGGCUGCUGUUCUGGAGGUCAUGACCGCCUUCCGCCGUGCAGGUGCCGACGUCAUCAUCACCUACUACACGCCUCAGCUGUUGCAGUGGCUGAAGGAGGACUGACGGGGACCGUGCACAAGACCAAGAGCUAGAACUUUUAAAAGGUCCCCGGGCCUUGGAGAAGCGAAAACCAAAGUAAAUGCUGCUUUUGAACUGUG
Ailuropoda melanoleuca (giant panda) is the source of this 1271-nucleotide messenger RNA. RefSeq names its product aminolevulinate dehydratase (gene ALAD). The coding region runs from base 184 to 1176 and encodes 330 amino acids. Gene Ontology annotation, cellular component: cytosol. Gene Ontology annotation, molecular function: porphobilinogen synthase activity; zinc ion binding. Gene Ontology annotation, biological process: heme biosynthetic process. The record is from RefSeq and is a predicted model, not a curated record. The transcript has 12 exons. NCBI's taxonomy places the organism in Eukaryota, Metazoa, Chordata, Mammalia, Carnivora, Ursidae.